This is a messenger RNA of Dryobates pubescens (Downy woodpecker), 3603 nucleotides long. Its product is annotated as rho GTPase-activating protein 7-like. NCBI's taxonomy places the organism in Eukaryota, Metazoa, Chordata, Aves, Piciformes, Picidae. Gene Ontology annotation, molecular function: GTPase activator activity; protein binding. The record is from RefSeq and is a predicted model, not a curated record. Gene Ontology annotation, biological process: actin cytoskeleton organization; signal transduction; regulation of Rho protein signal transduction. The coding region runs from base 54 to 2603 and encodes 849 amino acids. The transcript has 10 exons.
UGUUCUGCAAGGGAAGUCGCGGCGAAGCCGUCCUGCACCCAGAGGAGCGGCCCAUGGUGGCUCGGGCAGCAGUGCUGCGACAGAUGACAUCCCUGGGUGAGAGGCCAGAAAUUGAAGCCAGAGAAGCCUGCAACUGGCUGAGAGCUGCUGGGUUUCCCCAGUAUGCUCAGCUCUUUGAAGAUAGGCAGUUUCCUAUUGAUCUAAAAACUGUGAGGAAAGAUCAUGAAUUUUUAGAUGGAGAUGCAAUUGAAUCACUGUUCAGACGGUUGAACACAUUGAACGAGUGUGCGUCAAUGAGAGUGGAAAUAAGCCGUCAGAGGAAACAGAGUGAUGAAUCUGAAGAUGAUGAACCUUGUGCAAUAAGUAACAAAUGGGCUUAUGAGAGGUGUAGUCAGAGAUGGUCUCGUAUUGAGAGCCUGGAAAUUUUCCCAGGAGAGGAAGGUGCUGGUACAUCACUCCCAGGCAGUCCAAUACUGAAGAGCAUCAGCAACAAGGAUGAUGUCUUUCUGGAUCAUGGAGAGAAACAUGAUGCGUCCUCAAUUCACAGCACUAGCAGUGGUGACAGUGACACCUUCCCAAAACCUUUUGAGGAUGUGAUAACCAGCACGAAUUCUUCAAGAUGUUCCUCAGUUAAGGUGACUUCACUGGACUCUGCUUUUAGUUGCUCUCCUCCUCCCAGUGAAUUUUUAAGUAUUACCAACGAGGAGAAGCUUGCGGCUAAGUCACCAUACAAAAAGAGGAAUAGCCUUCUAAAGAAAAUGGAGAAGUUGCACUUCAGGAGCUGCAGCUUAAGGAGUGGUCAGUCAAAGGCCAAACCCAUAAUAAGUGAACCUGUUCUUCUGGAAGGACUUAAUGAAGAAAAGAUGAAGAUGCUGAACUGUGUAAAUAUUUCUGACCUCUCUGGCAUCCAAAUAAAGAACAGUUCUUCCUUUUGUCCCCAGACUUACAAUAGCAGCAACCAGCCUGAAAACAAUGGCACAGCGAGCACUCCAAGUCCUGCUAUGAAACCCCAAAGCCAUGAUGAAGGAAGGGUCAUGUAUGCAGAGGACUUGGAUUCUAACAAGCUUUUUCUGUGGAAUGAUCUAUCUCAGCAAAAUCUGAAAAAUGACAUGGAGUUACAAAUGACCCAGAUGUUUCACAUACCACAAGGCCAUAAACCUGGCACUUUCCCUAUAGCGCUUACAAACAGCUCCCUGUCUCCAGCAGAAAACUCUUCCAUCAGCUGGAGAGCUGGGAGUUUUCAUGGGUGCAGGAGGAACAGAAACAGAAGUAGUUCCAAGGACUCCAAAGCCCCCAGAAGUCCACUUUCAUGCACAGAUAACAGACUAAGUAUCUAUGACAACAUGCCCAGUAUUGAACUCGAUAAUUUGGAGGCAGCAGAGGUUGGUGAUGAUGAUGUGUUUUCAGAACUGAAUAAUGUUAUAGAAGAUGUCAAUGGUCUCAAAAAGUUGGUUGAUCAGUGGACAGAGAAGUUCUCAGAUGAUGGGGAUUUGGACUUUGCCAGUGACUUGACCUCUUUAUAUCCAUCUUCACCUAAAGAAAUCUGUCUUGAAACAGAGGGCUCAGAAGAGAAGACAGCAGAGCUCCCAUCCACCGAGGGACAAAGCAGCUGUGAGCUCAGCAAGAUCAGUUCUGCAGACUUGGCACACAUAACAAACUCUAAAAACACCAACAGGCAUGAGAAGCAACACUGGUCUGUGGAAGAGAGCAUGAGCUUGGAAAGCCUUUCCGUCCAGACGGAUAGCCAGACAGCUGCCCAGCUGGCCCGGACACAAAAGAUGGCUUUGUUGAAGCUCACUGCUUUGAUGGACAGAUACUCCCCUUCCAGUAAGCACGGCUGGAACUGGACUAUACCAAAGUUCAUUAAAAAAGUAAAAGCCUCUGACUACAAGGACAAAAAUGUGUUUGGGGUUCCUCUCCUUCUGAACGUCCAGCGAACAAGCCAUCCACUGCCCAAUGGCAUACUGCAAGCCCUGGACUAUUUAAGAAGCCAUUUUCUUGACCAGGUUGGCCUGUUCAGAAAAUCUGGUGUUAAAUCCAGGAUUCUGUCAUUGAGAGAAAUGAAUGAAACCAGCCCAGACAAUGUAUGUUACGAAGGGCAGUCAGCCUUCGAUGUGGCAGACAUGGUGAAGCAGUAUUUCCGAGACCUUCCCGAGCCUAUAUUUACCAGCAGGCUCUGUGAGUCCUUCCUGCACAUCUACCAAUAUGUGCCCAAGGAUCAGCAGUUUCAGGCUGUCCAGGCUGCUAUUCUCCUUCUCCCAAAGGAAAACCGAGAAGCUUUGAAAAUACUCCUGUUCUUUCUGCGAGAUGUGGUUGCUUUUGUUGAGGAAAACCAGAUGACCCCAACCAACAUUGCUGUCUGCCUUGCACCUUCUUUGUUUCACCUCAACACCCUCAGACGGGACAGUUCCUCCUCCUCUACUAGAUCUAGUCAGAGGAAAUGCAGCCUGGGGAAGCCAGACCAGAGGGAGCUGAGUGAGAACCUGGCAGCAACGCAGGGCUUGGCCCACAUGAUAAUGGAGUGCAACAGACUGUUCCAGGUAUGUCACUUGCUGGAGCAAAGCAAAAGCCCUAAGCAGCCUGAUGUGGGUGGCCUGCUUUGAGCAGCUGUCAGGGCCAGAGCCCCACAGAGGUCCCUUGCCAGCCCAGCUGCUUCUCUCAGCCUGUGGCAGGUGUGAGUCCUGCUGACUCCAGGGAACAGAAAAUAUGUCAGUGCAGAUUUACCCACAACUGUUAGUGAGGGCUGUGAGAACAUUACUCCACUUCCUCCUCCAUCAUCCAUCUACGACGGUUCUUUGACUCCCUGAGCUCAGGGCCAGUUUAGAGAGUACCUGUGGGGCAGAGGCUGCCAUAGGCUCUUGGAGGGAGGCCCUGGCCAAGGCCAACCAUCCCUCUUUGUGGGAGUGGGUGGAAGCUGAGGUUUUGCUGCUGGGGCUUGGCCAGAGCAAGAGCCAUGCCUGUGCCUGGCUGUGAACCCCAGUAAUCUGGACCUGGACAUUGACCCACAGACUGACUUCCCGGCUUGACCUUGGCCUUUCCACAUCAACAUGGACUUGCCUGGUGAUCACUAGGCUGUUGUCACUGGACCUGAUCCUGACAUCCCUUGCUAACUCACCUUCCUGGCUCACCCUUGGACCUCAUCACCAUGGAUGUGCCUGAAGAGCUGGACUCUUGGCUGACCCUGGUUGCCACCUCUGGCCUGGCUCAGGUACUGUGGGACCUGGCAGCUGCCCUGCCAACCCUGUUAUACCCCACUUGACUCCUGGCUCAUUUCCCUUGGGGGUCCACCACCCCUUGUGGUGCACACUGACAGCUUGGGCCUUCUUGUGCUCUGCUCCAGCACAACUGGGCAGGAGCUGAUGCACCAUGGUGCCUCUGAAAUGAGACAUGGCCCCACCCUAGGGUUCCUACCCCAGCACUGAUUUCCCCACAACCAGCUCCUGGCUUCUGAGUGGCACCUACUCCUCCCUAGCCCAGCCUGGGGUCCAGUCUUUCCAUAAUGGUCCCCAACCAGGCCAAGGCUCCUAAGUGUUCCCCUCUGUCCCCAGCCAAAUCAUGGGUUUCAGUUUCUCCGUGGUGGCCUCAAUGCCUCUUCCCAGCCCU